Molecule: messenger RNA, 4847 nt
Organism: Synchiropus splendidus (mandarinfish)
Lineage: Eukaryota; Metazoa; Chordata; Actinopteri; Syngnathiformes; Callionymidae
Product: ATP-binding cassette sub-family C member 4-like
Exons: 30
Coding region: 500-4507 (1335 amino acids)
Biological process (GO): transmembrane transport
Cellular component (GO): plasma membrane
Molecular function (GO): ATP binding; ABC-type transporter activity; ATP hydrolysis activity
Source: RefSeq, a predicted model, not a curated record
CGCUACAAAGAAGAUCGACAAGCUUGUGAUGCCUCACUAUGACAAAGUAACGGCCCUUGAAACACUCAAACACUUGUGUUUCCAAGCAAUGCUCCCCUAACAUGCCUCGGACAGAUGAUGCGUCCCCGUCUGCUGUGACUCCCGGGUGCUGGAGGGGGGCUUCUUCAAUAAUGUAACAUGCAGUUCCAUGGCCGAUCGUAACGUCCAGCUCACGUUUGAAAGCGGUCGCAAACCAACCAAGCCGUCACUCACUCACUUCUCAGGCUUGAAACUUGGUUAGCAGUGUGCUCAGCCCGUCAUAAGAGAAGAUGCUUGUCUCCACUGGGCAACUCUCAAACAGAGGGCGGGAUCAUGCCACUCGUCGUGGCAGCAAAGCUCCCAUCAUCCUCUCCUGGAUUUGAGAGUUGACUCUCACUGUGGUUGCUAUGUGUGGUGUGUGUACUUCACCAAAACACCACCACUGUGUCUGGAGAGGACGCGCUGCUUCAGUGUUGGGGGCAUGGAACCUUUGCACAAAGACGAGAAGGAUAAUCCCUUGGCCAGAGCUAAUCUCUUCUCCAAGAUUUUCUUCUGUUGGCUGAAUCCCUUGUUCAGAAUCGGGUUCAAGAGGCGUCUUGAAGAAAAUGACAUGUACAAAGUUCUUCCUGAAGAUUCCUCUGAGAGACUCGGGGAGGAGUUGCAAUGGUUCUGGAAACAGGAGGUUGAGCUAGCGGCUAAAGAGUCCCGCUCCCCGCAGCUGGCCCGGGCUCUCAUAUGGUGCUACUGGAGGUCCUACCUGCCCAUUGGAAUGUUCAUCUUCGCAGAGGAGAUCGUGAGAGUCAUUCAACCACUCCUUCUGGGGAAGCUGAUCGGGUACUUUGAGAGCCGGAACACGGGCAGCCAAGUCGCCGACGCGUACCUCUACGCUGCCGGAGUCUCCCUGUCCGCCGUCUCCAUGGCGCUCCUGCAUCACAUCUACUUCUUCCAAGUGCAAAGAGCUGGCAUGAAGAUUAGAGUGGCAGUGUGUCACAUGAUCUAUCAAAAGGCUCUUUGUCUAAACACGUCAUCGCAAACCACGACGGGUCAAAUCGUGAAUCUACUGUCCAAUGACGUCAACAGGUUCGACGAGGUCACGCUCUACUUGCACUUUUUGUGGAUCGGUCCCAUUCAAGCAACAUCGGUGAUCGUACUGCUGCUGUACGAAAUCGGUCCGUCGUGCCUCGCUGGCAUGUCCAUCUUCCUGGUGCUGUUGCCGGUGCAGACCAUGUUCGGCCGGAUGUUUUCCUCUUUCAGGGCGGAGACGGCGAUCCUAACCGACGAGAGGAUCCGCCUGAUGAAUGAGGUCAUCGCCGGGAUCCGUGUCAUUAAGAUGAGCGGCUGGGAGGAGCCUUUUGCUGCUUUAGUGGACAGGGUCCGAAGGUCAGAGAUCUCCAAGAUCAUGAGCAGCUCCUAUCUGCGCGGCCUCAACAUGGCGUCCUUCUUCGUGGCCAGCAAGAUCAUCAUCUUCAUCACAGUGUGCGUGUACGUUUCCGUGGGGAACCAGCUGUCUGCCAGCACGGUCUUCGUCACGCUGUCCUUCUACGGAGCGGUCCGCUUCACCAUCACCUUCUUCUUCCCGCUGGCGAUCGAGAAGGUGUCCGAAGCUCUGGUCAGCAUCCGCAGGAUCCAAAAUUUCCUUCUGCUGGAUGAGGUUUCUCAGAAACAUCUGCGGCUUCCUGAAGCAGAGCCCGGAGACUAUUCGCUCAUAGUCAGAGACCUAAAAUGCUCCUGGGAUCCGACGCUUGACGCAUCAACGCUAAAGAACGUGUCCUUCUCAGUGAAGCCCGAGCAGCUCCUGGCAGUCAUCGGACCUGUCGGGGCUGGAAAGUCGUCGCUCCUCAGCGCCAUCCUCGGGGAGCUGAGGCACCAAAGUGGGGUGAUCAAGGUCCGAGGGGAGCUCACCUACACUUGCCAGCAGCCCUGGAUUUUUGCCGGCACCAUCCAGAGCAACAUCCUGUUUGGCAAGGACCUGGACCCGGACAAGUACCGGCAGGUUCUGCAAGCCUGUGCGCUGAAGAAGGACCUGGAGCUGCUGCCUGAUGGGGACCUCACCUCGGUGGGAGACCGAGGAGCCAAUCUGAGCGGAGGACAGAGGGCCAGGAUCAGCUUGGCGAGGGCAGUGUACCAGGACGCAGACAUCUACCUGCUGGACGACCCGCUCAGCGCUGUGGACGCCGAGGUGGGACGCCACCUGCUGGAGGAGUGCAUAUGUGGCGUUCUGGAGGAGAAACUGGUGGUUCUGGUCACGCACCAGCUGCAGUACCUGAAGGCCGCCGAUCUAAUCGUGGCCCUGAAAGAGGGUGAGGUGGUGGCUCAGGGCACGUACGGUGAACUGGAGGGUUCCGGCCUGGACCUCAGCUCCCUGCUGAAGGAGGACGACGCUCCCGAUGAGGGGCCCGCCACCGCCAGCCUCCACGACAGCUCCGCGACCCCCAUGACCUCCCUGUCCUCGUCCUGGAGCUCGCUGGCCGAGGCCGUCGACCCUUUCACGGCGGUGAGCGCUGACAGGGUUUGGCCACUAGAGGGAAGACAGCCUCCAGCUUUCCCGCGCCAGCAGCACGUGACCGUGGUGUGUCCCGCGCAGGCAGGCACCGCGCUGGAGGAGGAGAGGCGCGCAGCUGGAGACAUCAGCCUCCGUACGUACGUGAAAUACUUCCGAGCCGGCGCCAACUUCCUGGUGCUGACCCUCCUCGGUUUGCUCAACCUUUUAGCACAUGUGACAUUCGUGCUGCAGGACUGGUGGCUGGCUCACUGGGCCUCCGAGCAGGAGCUCAUCGACGUGACGCGGCGCCUGAAUGGCAGCGCCCCUCGGCAGACGGACCUUGACCUGUACCUCGGUGUUUACGCAGGUUUGACGGCCACUUCAGUGGUGUUCGGCUUCCUGCGCUGCGUCAUCUUCUUCAACGUGCUGGUCAGCUCCGCCGCGUCCCUGCACCACCACAUGUUCCACGCCGUCCUCCGCACCCCGGUCACGUUUUUCGACAGCAAUCCAGCGGGGCGAAUCCUCAAUAGGUUUUCCAAAGACAUUGGCUACCUGGACUCUCUGCUCCCGUGGACGUUUGUGGACUUUAUCCAGGUAGUUCUUCAGGUCCUCGGAGUGCUGGCAGUGGCCUCCGUCAUCAUCCCCUGGGUCCUCAUUCCCGUCGUCCCUCUGGUGGCCGUCUUCCUGUACCUGAGGUUCUACUUCCUCCGGACCUCCAGGGACAUCAAGCGCUUGGAAGCCACAACUCGGAGUCCAGUCUUCUCUCACCUGGCCUCCACGGUCCACGGUCUGAGCACCAUCAGGGCCUUCAAGGUGCAGCAGAGGUUCCAGCAAAUGUUCGACGAAUACCAAGACCUUCACUCGGAGGCCUGGUUCUUGUUCCUGACCACGUCCCGGUGGCUGGCGGUUCGUCUGGACGGGAUCUGCUCCGUUUUUGUGGCCAUCACAGCUUUUGGUUGCAUCACCCUACGAGAUGGACUGGACCCAGGCGGAGUGGGCCUGGCUUUGUCCUACGCCCUGACGCUAACAGGCAUGUUCCAGUGGAGCGUGAGGCAAAGUGCGGAGAUUGAGAACAUGAUGACAUCAGUGGAGCGAGUGUUGGAGUACGCAGACUUGGAGCGCGAACCUCCCUGGGAGACCGACGUAGCUCCUCCACACGACUGGCCCGAGACGGGAUCCAUCACCAUGGACCGAGUCAACUUCUCCUACGGUGCCAGCGAGCCUCCAGUCCUGCAGAACCUGACGGUCGCCUUCUCCGCCAAAGAAAAGGUUGGCAUCGUCGGACGCACCGGCGCUGGAAAAAGCUCGCUGAUCUCGGCCUUGUUCCGCCUGGCGGAGCCCGACGGGCGAAUUGUCAUCGACGGCUUUCUCACCUCCGAGAUCGGCCUCCACGCUCUUCGGAAGAAAAUGUCCAUCAUCCCACAGGAACCGUUUCUCUUUACCGGCACCAUGAGGAAGAAUCUGGACCCUUUCAGGCAGCACACAGAUGAGGACCUGUGGAAUGCACUCCAAGAGGUGCAGAUGAAGGUCGUGGUGGAGGAGCUGCCCAAUAAGCUGGAGACGGUGCUGGCCGAGUCGGGCUCCAACUUCAGCGCGGGUCAGAGGCAGCUGCUGUGUCUGGCCAGGGCCGUGCUCCUCAAAAACAGAAUCCUCAUCAUUGACGAGGCCACGGCCAACGUGGACCCCAGAACCGACGGCCUCAUCCAGCAGACGAUCCGGGACAAGUUUCAGGAGUGCACCGUCCUCACUAUCGCUCACAGGCUCAACACCGUCAUCGACUGCGACCGGAUUCUGGUUCUGGACGCGGGCAGCAUCGAGGAGUACGACGAGCCCUACGUGCUGCUGCAGAACCAGGAUGGACUCUUCCACCAGAUGGUCCAGCAGACGGGCCGGGCCGAGGCCGCCUCGCUCACGCACGCGGCCAAACAGGUUUACAUGAAGAAACGGCAGGCGGCGGACGCGCAGUGCGUGGAGGACGUGUACAUCAUCUCGGAGACGUCCUCGUGACGGACGCGCCCGCUGAGCUUCGUUUGUGGGCUGCAAUUAAGACGCUCAGGAAGUCUUCAGCGACGAGGGAUGGCACUCGGGCGAGGCCCCUGGGGGCCCCUCAGUGGCACAUCGAAACACUGUGGCUAUUGACUGGGGUCAGCCUGCCGCAGUAAACCACGUCUUGCUUUCAUUAUCAUCCUAAUGAGUCUGGAGUCAGCUGGUGCGGGGAGGAGACUCAACCACAGGACUGUGCUGACCCUCCAGCACCGCCACUGACUCAGGACGUCUACCUCGACUCUGUUUGUUCAAGUGUGUCCCGUUUCACUGGAUGGCCUCCUAAUAAAGGUUUGACUCUGUC